This is a messenger RNA of Melampsora larici-populina 98AG31, 555 nucleotides long. RefSeq lists its product as uncharacterized. The coding region runs from base 1 to 555 and encodes 184 amino acids. The transcript has a single exon. The record is from RefSeq and is a predicted model, not a curated record. NCBI's taxonomy places the organism in Eukaryota, Fungi, Basidiomycota, Pucciniomycetes, Pucciniales, Melampsoraceae.
AUGGCUCCCCUUCGCAUCAUUCACGGCUUGAAAAGUCGGUCGAAACAGCCUAAGGCUGUGACACCUCGACAACAAGAGCUAGUCAAACAACUUAAACGAGAUCUUGAACGCUCUGAAAAGGCCAAUGCCAAAUUGCAGGAAAGACUGGCUCAGCGAGCCAGAUAUCACUCACCUCCACCCGGUUACGACGGGCCUAACCCAGACGAUAUACCAGGACCUCCCCAAUUUGAUGACCAAGCAGGAUCCGAUAAUGAAGACAAACGCGAAGGAGACUAUGUGAUAGACCCUGAUCAUUUCAUGCCCUGGCAAGAGGCCAAUCAUGCUAAUGACGCUGUACUCGCUGGUUUACGACGUGAACAACAUCUCGGCAAUCGUCUGAAACACGAGACUCGAUGGGCAUGGCAAUAUGCAAUCAUGCUACCCACCUUCCUCCGGUGUCGUCUGGAGACUUCCAACUGGGGUAACCCAAGGAGAUGGAAUCAUGACUUUUGGGGGCCAUGCAACUGUCCCAAAAAGACAGAGCGUGAUGUCGACCUGGUAGAUGUACUGAGUUAG